Mesitornis unicolor (brown roatelo) is the source of this 486-nucleotide messenger RNA. RefSeq names its product testis expressed 36 (gene TEX36). Lineage: Eukaryota; Metazoa; Chordata; Aves; Mesitornithiformes; Mesitornithidae. The record is from RefSeq and is a predicted model, not a curated record. The transcript is spliced from 4 exons. The coding region runs from base 1 to 486 and encodes 161 amino acids.
AUGCCUAAAGAUAGAGGCGCCCCCCGCGACCAGGGCCGUUCCAAUGCCUGGUUUGCUCACGCUGAAGUAUGCCAGACUCCACCUGAGUCAACUACACGUGCUGCACAAAAGCAGGUCCACGACUCAGGAGCUGCUCAGUAUAUUAAGGAUAAAGUACCACCAGCAUACAAAGCUAGGGAACAAAAAGCAGUGAGCAACAAUUUCCCAUUUUCUUCUCAUGACAACAGAAACAGUCUGCAGAAUGUAGGAGAGUAUUUUGAUUUUGAUCUAGGCCGGAGGAAGGUGGAACCAGAGAGACGGCAACAGAACUCCCAGAACUUCUUCCAGUGGGCUCAUGCAGCAGCUCCUAGCAGGGAGGAUGGCUUAACCAUUUACCAGACAUCAUUUAUGAAAAGUCAAAAUACUGAGAGCCCAUUUGGUCAACAGAAACAUUGCGCUGACAAGCCUGUUCCAGAGAAUGAAAAAAACCUGCAGCCAAAGAAGUAA